CACACAGACUCAGACAAGAGGACUUCACACACCUCCGCACACCUCUCUACAGCCAAGCUCUACACUACAAAAUACAAUAAUGUCCAUUAGCCGGAAAAACUGGUCCGCUUUGUCAACGCUGGCUCGGCAGUGGACUGUGGAGGAUGAGGAAGAGAUUGAGAGAGAGAAAAGGAGGAAGACUAGGGAGCCUACAGCAGACACGGAUGAAAGUCCCCAUGAAGAGAGUGAACCACAAACCAGUAGCGAUGCCAGGCCUGCUGAUGCUGGAGACUCCAGUGCUGACUCUGGCGGCGGUCUGGAUCAGUUGCAGUUGGACUUUGUGGAGAUGUUACGGGUCCGUGAUGAACGUCGGCGAAUGAGGCAUGUCGAAACUCUGAGGAAGAAUAAGGAGGAAGGGGAAGAGGGUGAACAGGACAUCCUGGAUACUGAGGCCCAUGUGGAGCUGCUGGGGGAAACACAGGAGGAUGAACUGUUCAAGAACAUUCAGCACUGCGUGAAGAACAUUUUGUCACCAGAACCUCCCACCAACUUCACAGACACAGAGACGCAUGGAAAGCAAGAAAACCAAGACACGAACCAAGAUUCAACACCAACAAACUCCCAAACUCAUUCAAAUGCAUCCCGAAAGUUUGUGAGCUCUCUCUCCAUCUCCUUUGACAAGAGUCCUUCAUCACCUCCUGCUAUCAACAGAGUGGUUUCUCCUCUGAGCCCCAAGUCUCCGCUCCCUCAGUCUCCAGGAGCGGAGCCACCACACAGUCCUGCCCACUCCGGCUCCAUGAGCCCUCCCACAGCAAAUGGAGACACACCGAGACAUGAAAAUGGCUCAGCGAGUAACUUCGAGGCGGCCAUGAAGCCAGCGUUCACACGGCAGAGCUCCAGAACCAUGUCCUUCAGGAUGAUGAAGAAGAAGGAGGAGGAAAACAUGCCGCUACAGAGAAGUGCAAGUGUGAGGGUUGCAUCGAAGAUCUCUGAAUCCAGUAAGACCAACCAGGGUCCCAACCAGGAGGAGGAGGAGCAGCAGCAGACGCCGUUUCAGAGGAACUCUCGACAGAGACUGUCAUCUCGCUCCAUUCAGGAGAAAAUGGAAAGACUAGCGCAAGCAUCACAGAAGUGGGAGAUAUCCAAAUCCCCAAUGGUUCAUAAGACGGUGUGUUUGGCGGAUGAGGUUUCGCGAAAGAGGGAGCUGUUUGAGAAAGAGCAGGAUGGAGCAGAGAAAUCACAUCUGUUCUCCAAGCAGGAUUUUCGGAAUUUAUCUUCAGGAAUCUCUGAUCGGAUUAAUCGUUGGGUUCAGAAGAAAACAUUCAACAUCUCAUCAUCUCCUACGGAUCUGAGACAUGUGAACAUCUCCAGUAAGAAAAGUCUGUUUGAAAGAGCAGAAGAGCAGGACCACAAGUGAAGCUCAAGCGGCUAAAUGCAAACUUUCCUGAGAUGCAUCUGAUAAUUGAUCUCUGAAGAUUUUGAAGGAAUCGACUCUCUCAGACAGUCAGUGUUGAGGACUGUCUCUAAACUCCUUCUCCUUCUGCUUCUCUACAUUAUGGUUAAUUUAAAAGUACUGAUUAAGAUUAUUGGGUUAAAUUGAAGGCUUGCACUGCUGGUUGUUUCUUUGAAAAAAAUGUGGACUGCAUUACAGAGUCUUUAUAGGCGAAACAGAAAGUGCAGAUCAGAGGGUUCAUCUGACAACAGGAACACACUGAAACUGAUCCUUUGUGUUUUUACCACUCCUCUGUGAUGAGAAAUAUGAGAUAUGUGUAAGUUAUCAGGAGAAGGCUGUCAAGAGCACAACUGUAAUAUCAUAAAUGUCUGUUUCAAUGAACUGGAAAUUGAUGUUUAAUGAAACUGUAAACUGACAUCUGAAACUGACCUGUGCUUUCACUGCCGCUGUUGUUUCAACUUGCCGGAGACUUGAGUCACAGUCAGGAAAUGUAAUUCAAUGACUGACAAGCUAAAUGUGUCCUAUCAAGCCCUUUACUAACUGACUUCAAUCCAUUCCACUUCAACCAAAGCCAACGUUUGCUUUGUUUUUUCUUCUUUUGGAAAAACUGAAAGAUCUGUCGUGUAAUUACUGUUUCUGCCCAGAGGGAUUUGCUUGUCUAUGAAUAAAAAAUUUUAUAUCA
Danio aesculapii is the source of this 2114-nucleotide messenger RNA. It is a transcript of the gene lad1, whose product is annotated as ladinin. Lineage: Eukaryota; Metazoa; Chordata; Actinopteri; Cypriniformes; Danionidae. The record is from RefSeq and is a predicted model, not a curated record. The transcript has 14 exons. The coding region runs from base 80 to 1396 and encodes 438 amino acids. Gene Ontology annotation, molecular function: structural molecule activity.